This is a messenger RNA of Corticium candelabrum, 3039 nucleotides long. Its product is annotated as 52 kDa repressor of the inhibitor of the protein kinase-like. NCBI's taxonomy places the organism in Eukaryota, Metazoa, Porifera, Homoscleromorpha, Homosclerophorida, Plakinidae. The coding region runs from base 385 to 2703 and encodes 772 amino acids. The transcript has a single exon. Gene Ontology annotation, molecular function: protein dimerization activity. The record is from RefSeq and is a predicted model, not a curated record.
GGCAUGAAUAGAAAAUUAGGUUUCGUGUUGUAAGCAUUCUGAACAGAUUCUCCACUGCGUAACAGAUUCGCAUCAGAUAAAGCAGCAGCCGCUAGACAACCUCCAGCAAAAAAGCAACGUCUGAUUACCGCUUGUCUUGGACAACCGUCACAGUCAGCAACAGCGGCUUGCGAAGAAAGCAGUUCUGUUUUACCUGUGCCUCUAGACUGUCUGAGUCUCCCGGAUUCAGGUCCUCGGAGUCGCGAUUUCGGGUCAGUGAGUACUAGCUCCAAGGCUGUCGACAGGCCAGUUCAUUUGUCAGGGGUGGAAGAAAUAAUAGAUCUGGGCAACCUCGUACUAGCUGCAAAUAGAUCUUUUGAUUGCCUUAGACAAUUAAUUCAUGAAAUGUCAGAUGCCGAAAAAAUGCAGCACCUUACAUUUCACGUCAAACCUGCUCCAUCAGAUGUCCUCCACUUUCAUGAGGUGACGAAGAGUGGCAAACGCUGGAAGGUGUCUUUUCAGAGAAAAUGGAUGGAAGACUACGAGUGGCUUUCGUACAGCAAUGUUCUGCAAGGUGGCAUUUGUCGGUAUUGCAUCCUAUUUCCCGAACACCCGCAGAGGGGAGGUUCAAAGGGAGGGAAUCCAGGCAUACUCGUGACGGUGCCGUACCAGAAACCAUUCACAAAGGCUCUUGGCAAAGAUGGCGUACUGGUCAUUCAUGAAGGGACGGUCGUGCAUCGACACGCAAUGGUUCAAGCCGACUUGUUCAAACUUAGCUUUGAGAAGGCAGAUUCAAGAGUAGACACGAUGCUACUGAAACACAAAGAUCAGCAAUCCUUGGAGAACAAAGAAAUACUUCGUCAAAUUAUACUAGCUGUAGAAUUUCUGGCAAAACAAGGCUUGCCUCUUCGUGGUCAUAGAGAUGACAAGGUUGAUUUUGCAACUGAAGGAUCUAACAGGGGCAACUUCAUUGCUGCACUACAGCUCUUGGCCAAAGGAAACAGCACUCUUCAAAAGCACCUUCUCUUUGCAAAACGAAAUCAGAAGUACACAAGUAAAACCAUACAAAAUGAAAUUGUUCACGUUUAUGCCAAUAAGACCAGAGAGCGACUAACUGCACAUCUGAGAGAAGAGCAGUUACCAUUUGCAAUCAUUGCUGACGAAGCUACAGACCCUCAUGCAAACCAAGAGGUCCUUUCACUGUGUUUGAGGUUUGUUGAUUUACACUCAGCUUGUAGUCCAGUCAUCAAGGAGUGCCUGAUUGAUUUCAUCUAUCUGGAAAGAGCAAAUGCCUUGACAAUAUCCGAGGAAAUAUUGAAGUCUCUGUCCAAACCACCAGUCUCUUUAGAUCCCAACAAUAUCAGGGGGCAGGCAUAUGACGGCGCUGCGGUUAUGUCGUCUAACAUAGCCGGGGUUCAAGCCAGAAUCAAGGAAACGGCGCCAUUGGCCAUUUUCACCCACUGCUAUUCUCAUUGCCUCAAUCUUUCUGUUGCGGCAACAAGCAAAGUCCAAGAAGUUAGAAAUCUCAUUGGUACAAUCAAUGAAGCGUACUUGUUUUUGUCUAACAGCCCAAAGAGACAGCAAAUGUUCCAGCUAACGUUAGAGACGUAUCUGCCUCAGUCUUCUCGCACUAAGCUUCCAGGGCUCUGCAAGACACGCUGGGUAGAACGCCAUACAUGCUUUGAAGUUUUUCUUGAACUGUACGAAGCCCUAGUGACCUUCCUUGACGCUAUUGUGUCUCCACACGAGUACCCUGAUCUCAUGUCGGCUGACAAGGAAUGGAAAUGGGACAGAGAGACAGUGUCGAAAGCUCAGGGGCUAAAAGCAGCCCUCUCGUCAUUUCAGACAAUAUCUGUUUUCAUAACGACUAAAAACGUCCUUGAUUCAGUUAAGGAACUGGCAGGAAAAUUGCAAGAGCGGAACCAGGAUAUACUUGACGCCUACGCAAUGGUUGAUGAAUCGAUUGAAGAGAUCAAAAGUGUGAGAAAAGAUAUCGAUGCAACAUUUGUUUCCUGGUAUAGAGAUAUAACUGAGCUUGCAGCGAACAUCGGCGUAGCGGAAUCAAUUCCUAGGAAAACCAGCCUGCAGAGGAACAGAAGUAACACACCUAGUCAAAGUCCGAUGGAGUUUUAUAAGCGGUCACUUGCAAUUCCACUACUGGAUUCUCUGACAGCGCAAAUGGAAGACCGUUUCCUACGUGAUGGAAGGCAUGUUGGUGCGUUGCUGAAUCUUGUACCAUCAAUAUUUCUAACUUCGAGAGUAGAGUUGGGCACACUCAGAGAAGGCGUUAUGUUUUGGGAAAAAGACCUACCUUUCCCUAAGUCUCUAGAGAAUGAACUCAGGAGAUGGGAAACCCUGUGGAAGAGAAGAAAAGACCGAGAAUCCGUGCAAGAAGAAAUGGUCAGGCAACGUGAGGCAAGAAUUCCUGACAAUCUGCUGCUGUCACUUGGAAAUUGCGAUGUACAUUCGUUUCCGAACAUUCACCGCCUACUUCUGAUUGCCUGCACUCUCCCAAUAACGAGUGCAGAAGCGGAGCGAUCCUUUUCCCUCAUGAGGCGGAUCAAGACUUAUGCAAGAUCGGCGAUGUGCGAAGAGCGUUUCACAGACCUUGGAGUUCUUGCCAUGCAUUACAGUGACCGUAUCCCUGCCGAGGAGAUCGCAAAAGCGUUUGUGCAAGAACAUCCAAGGAGGAUGUUUCAAGCGUCGUUAUUUAGCGAAACAUGAACAGCAUUAAAAACCUAGCGAGCGUUUUCAUAGAGAGAGAGGUGAUUAGGAAACUCUUAAAGGUGAUUAAUUGAGCUGAUUACUGGCAAGACUUGGUCUCUGUGUACGUAACUAGUUAGAGUUGAGAGACCCUAUGAGCGACAACGUGCAUGGAAGCGACGAGAAAUUGAAUGGAAUGACGAAGUCACAUGUCAGUACAACAUGGGGCAUGGGGCGUGGCAAGUUGUAACUUUCAACCCCCCCUUUCUAAAAAUCCUAGAUCCGCGGCUGUUUAGGAGAACACUAAGAUACUUUCUGGUCACUAUUUAUAUAAUCAUGCAGUGACUCCAAUCAAAA